Peniophora sp. CBMAI 1063 is the source of this 2091-nucleotide messenger RNA. The record is from the annotation of a GenBank genome assembly. NCBI's taxonomy places the organism in Eukaryota, Fungi, Basidiomycota, Agaricomycetes, Russulales, Peniophoraceae.
AUGGCUACUGCGAACCCAUUUCCUGUGGGGACUGCCCCAGUAAAACAAGAGUUUCUUGUGUCCACGUCUGCUCCAGCACGGCCAAUUGUCGAUGACGAUGCGGCUGAAGGCGGCACGAGCAAUGUGAAGCACGCGCGUCCGGAUGAAGAGGAAGGUGCUGGUCAAGAUGAGCCUGCAGCUAAGAAGCCGAAGUUGUCUGGCGCAGAGAAGCGUAGACUCGCGAAAGAAGAAAAGAAAAAGAAUCGCGGGUCAAAUAAGGGCAGGAGAUGGGCAAAGACCAAGGACGAGCUUGACCUUUGCUGGAGGUUUGCGGGUGACGGCCAGUGUGAGUUUGGAGACAAAUGCCGCUUCAGCCAUGAUAUCCCCGCCUACUUAGCGGCGAAACCAAAAGAUAUAUAUCUACCGCCAGCGUCCGACCUCAUCGAUUUCUCGCCUUUUGUCGCCGUGCCUCUCGAUUAUACCGAAGCCGAGGGCUCGGUUCAACCUCUUUCGCGUUGUCCAGUCUACGAACGCACCGGGUCAUGUCGACAUGGGCUCAAAUGUCGUUUCUUGGGUGGGCACGCAAAGCUGAACGAAGACGGUUCUGUCACUGUCUUGGAAGAUGCUGAGAAGAAGGCGGCUACCGCGAAGGACAACACGGAGCUCAACUUCAUGACGGGACCUGUGUUGAAACUGCUGCGAACGAAGAAGUACCCUCUUCCCAUCACAGACGCGUAUCUCAAAGAGAUUCAAACGCGGCCAGACUCCGAGCCAAAGGCCGCCGAAGAUGCGGUGGAAGCCGUCACUGUCGAAGACGGCGAGACUGCGAUUGUUGUACAAGAGCCCGAGGCCGACGUCGUGCCGCCCGAAACGGCUCCUACGAAUGAUGUCCCAGAGCCAACUCCAGUUGCGCCUAUAUCAAAAUCAUCGAAGGAGGAGGAGGAGGCAGCCGCUCAAGUCGAUACUCCCGACGUUCCUGCGCGGUUUGCAGAAAAGAAACGCUUGGUGUGGACAGACAAGACUUACCUUGCGCCCUUGACUACGGUCGGAAAUCUACCAUUCCGCCGCGUCUGUGUAGAUUGGGGAGCCGAUAUCACCUGUGGCGAAAUGGGUCUUGCGCACUCCUUCCUUGGGGGCUCAAAAGAGGAAUGGUCUCUGGUCCGGAGGCACCCUUCAGAGUCGAUGUUCGGUGUGCAGUUAGCGGGAAGCAAGCCUUCGCUCCUCGUGCCGACGGCGGAAGUCAUUGCCCGUGAAUGCUCGGGAGUUGACUUCGUCGACCUGAACUGCGGUUGUCCGAUUGAUCUUGUCUUUCGUACUGGCAGCGGCUCUGCGCUGCUCGAUGCUCCUGGAAAGCUCGGUAAGAUCCUUACGGGGAUGAACCGAGCGCUUGGGGAGAUCCCCUUGACGGUGAAACUACGGACGGGCGUCAAAGAGGGCAAGAAUACCUCUCACCGGCUGAUGCCUCGAGUCAGCGCAGAAUGGAACGUUGCAGCGAUGACCCUUCACGGUCGCACGCGUCAGCAGCGCUACACGAAGCUCGCAGACUGGGAAUACAUCAAGGAGUGCGUAGAUGCCGUCCGCGCGCGCGAGCAGGAAGAAGAUCUUCCUCGCGUCCCCAUUUUCGGAGGCGGUGAUUGCUACUCGGCCCAGGAUUACUGGAAUGACGUCGAGCUAUCCGGCGUAGACGGUGUCAUGGUCGCGCGCGGCGCUCUCAUCAAACCUUGGAUAUUCACGGAGAUCAAGGAGAGAAGGGAAUGGGAUAUCAGUGCUCGCGAGCGGCUCGAAGGUCUACGUAAGUACGCUGAGUACGGCCUGGAUCAUUUCGGGACAGAUACUGCCGGCGUGAACACCACGCGUCGUUAUCUCUGCGAAGCCAUGUCCUUCCAGUACCGCUACGUGCCACUCGGGCUCCUUGAACACAUACCGGGCCGUAUCAACGACCGUGCUCCCCUCUUCCGUGGACGCAACGAGCUUGAGACGUUACUUGCUAGCCCAGAUAGUCGCGAUUGGGUCAAAAUAUCGGAGAUGUUCCUCGGGCCGGCUCCCGAGGGAUGGACAUUUACCCCGAAGCACAAGAGCAAUGCGUACGGCGGUGAAGAGGGUCAAGGAUAG